AUGAGCAAAGUUUUGUCUUUGGCUGAGGUUUCUGAGCACAACAACGCCAAGGACUGUUGGCUCAUCAUUGAUGGCAAGGUUUAUGAUGUCACAAAAUUCUUGGAAGAUCAUCCUGGUGGAGAUGAAGUUUUGUUGUCUGCAACAGGGAAGGAUGCAACUGAUGACUUUGAGGAUGUUGGACAUAGUAGCACUGCAAGGGCAAUGAUGGAUGAAUUCUAUGUUGGUGACAUCGAUACGUCAACCGUCCCCACCAAAACCCAGUACACUCCUCCAAAGCAGCCUCACUACAACCAAGACAAAACAUCUGACUUCAUCAUCAAACUCCUCCAGUUCUUGGUUCCCCUGGUCAUCUUGGUUGCGGCUGUUGGCAUCCAUUUCUAUACUAAAUCUUCGGCUUAA
Molecule: messenger RNA, 399 nt
Organism: Fraxinus pennsylvanica
Lineage: Eukaryota; Viridiplantae; Streptophyta; Magnoliopsida; Lamiales; Oleaceae
Source: the annotation of a GenBank genome assembly